Capronia epimyces CBS 606.96 is the source of this 1452-nucleotide messenger RNA. RefSeq lists its product as uncharacterized. The record is from RefSeq and is a predicted model, not a curated record. Gene Ontology annotation, cellular component: membrane. The transcript has a single exon. Gene Ontology annotation, molecular function: acyltransferase activity, transferring groups other than amino-acyl groups. NCBI's taxonomy places the organism in Eukaryota, Fungi, Ascomycota, Eurotiomycetes, Chaetothyriales, Herpotrichiellaceae. Bases 1 to 1452 code for a protein of 483 amino acids. Gene Ontology annotation, biological process: polysaccharide biosynthetic process.
AUGUCUACCCCCAAUGAGAGCCUGUUGGAGAAAGCCUACUGGGAGCCCGCCAGAGCCGAGAGCGAGCGACCGCUGGCUCGAGUGAAGAGACGCAUCCUCGACUUUGUGAAACCGUCGUUCGCGACCAAGUCAGGACUCGAGAGCCCCAAACCCAGGCGGACAGCCUAUCUCGACGGGGUGAGAGGGUUUGCUGCCUUCAUGGUCUACUGGGGCCAUCAUCAGCUCUGGGCUCAUGACGCGGUGAAGCCAGAUCGGAUCCUGGAGAACGCGUACGGCUAUGACAAGCAGUAUUACUUUGCCUGCCUGCCUGUGCUCCGCAUGUUCUUCUCGGGUGGCCAUUUCGCGGUCACGGUCUUCUUCGUCCUGUCCGGCUACGUGCUCUCGGCCAAGCCACUCAGCAUGAUCCAGGCCGGCGAUCACAUGAGGCUGGGAGAGAAUUUGGCCUCGGCGCUCUUCCGACGCUGGCUGCGGCUGCACAUUCCUGUCAUCUGUACGACUUUUCUAUACAUGACCUCGUGGCACGCGUUUGGAUAUCGCGCCGAUCCGCAGCCUCGAUCCACGUACCGCGAAGACCUGUGGAACUGGUACGCCGAGUUCAAGAACUUCAGCUUCGUGUUCCGGACCGGCGGCGAUCCAUGGUUCAGCUACAGCUUCCACGCCUGGUCGAUCCCGGUCGAGUUCCGGGGCUCGAUCGUCAUCUACACCACGCUCAUGGCCUUGUCCCGCUGUACGCGGAAUGCUCGCCUGUGGUGUCAGAUCUGCCUCAUCUUCUACUUCAUGUACAUUGUCGACGGCUGGUUCUGUUCACUUUUUGUCUCGGGCAUGCUGCUUUCCGACCUGGACCUCCUAGCCGCGGACGACAACCUACCCCAUGUGUUCUCCCACCUGUCCCAGGUCAAGACUCCCAUCUUCUACGCUCUCUUCAUCCUCAGCCUCUACCUCGGUGGCGUUCCAUCGUACAGCUCGGACAUCAACGUCCUGAGGGAGUCGCCGGGCUGGUACUACCUUUCCUUCCUCAAGCCACAAGCCGUGUACGACUAUAAAUGGUUCUAUCUCUUCUGCGCGGCCAACUUUGUGGUGGUAUCGAUCCCGCACAUCUCGUGGCUCAAAGCCUUCUUUGAGACUCGGUUCAACCAAUAUCUGGGCCGAGUCUCGUUCGCAUUUUACCUCGUGCACGGCCCGAUCCUGUGGUCGCUCGGGGAUCGCGUCUAUGCCGCCGCCGGCUGGUCGAGAGAGUCUCACAUCAUGACCAUCCCGGGCUGGAUGAACCUGCUUCCCAUUCCGAAGAUCGGACCGUUUGGAUUGGAGCUGAGCUUUCUGCUGCCUCAUCUGAUCCUGCUCCCGGUCACGCUAUGGUUGGCAGAGCUAGUCACCAAACUUAUUGACGAACCCACGGUGGACUUCUCGCAGUGGCUGUAUAGAAAAACCCUGGCACCGGCUUCCAAGCUGUGA